GGUCACGGUUCUGUGGGUGGGGCUUAAGUGGUGGGACGCCUAUACAGAAGGUUUAAUAAUCAGAAAAGCAGCCCGCCAGUCGCUGACAAACACCGUAUAAAAAGACGAAAAGGAGUCAACACAGGCGUAACGCCUAAAGAGCCACGCUAUCCAAUGAUGAAACCCACAGUGUUUGCCGUGUCUGACAUGGAUCGUAGAACCAGCCAAAUCAGCACCGACCACGAGACCCAGGAAACCGAAGCAUCUUCUCCACUGAACCCUGUCCCUGAAGGGGUUACCCUGGGCACCAACCUCCCCUGUUGGUACUACUUCGCCAGGCCCCUCCUGGCAAUUCUGAUCGGUGGGGUGCUGUUCAGCUCAGGCACAGCCCUCUCUCUGCUCUACUUCACCCAGGUGGGAAACGUGCCCUACCUACUGGGGCCUGUGUUCCUCUCUGUGGGUCUCAUGUUCUUGGUCACAGGGCUGGUGUGGGUGCCUGUGGUCAAGCAGAGACUGGAGCACAAGGCUUUAACCAAGAUCAAUGGCAAGGCGCUUCAGGUGCACGAACAGCACUGAUGAGCCAUGGACUCAAAGCUGAAACAAUGUUGUUUUUGUAUUAUAGAGUAGUUCAAGUGUUUGUGGGAGUUUUCUAAUGUAAUUCUGAAAAGCACACUUUGAAAAUAUGAAUGUGAGGAAGGUCAUUUGUAACAUAGUAUGGAAGAAUUUAUAUUUAACUUCUGUUCAUAGAGCUUAGUCAAAUUCAUGUGUGGUAGAUUCUGAUUUGCAAGUGAGACCUGUGUGAAACUAGAUCUUCUGUACAUACUGUAGCUGCCUUCUAUAUUUAGACAUGAAAUAGCUUGUCUGUAAAUGGGAACAUCAUGAGAUUGCUCUGUUGGAAGCUUUUAACAUGCUUAUCAUCAUGUGUGUCAGGUUAGAACAGAACAUAUCCCUGCUGCUGAAGCCCAGACUAUCCCAUCUGUCAAUCUGACUGUGAUCUAUAUGAGUUGUUGUUUUUCCACUAUAAGCCCCUGUUUUCAUUGUAGCUGUUGUGUUGGAUUGCUAAAUCCUUUAGAAACAGGAUUAUGAAGGCAGAAAAUGCUACCGGACAUAAUCAUUGCUGAGGUCACAAUGGACAGUUGGACACUGAGUGGCAGUUGGCGCACUCUGGCUCGGUUUCCUCUCCAAAUACUGAUGGUCGAUGAAAUUAUACAUUUCUGGGUCAAAUGACUGAGUACCCAUCUGGCAGUGCUCAAAAGCAAAACCGUUCAUCAAAAAGGGAGGUAGAAGCCAGUUGGGUUUUAAUUCGGUUUAAGUUAUCCAAGGUGUUUACUUAAAACCUGAUGUUAUAGUUUUUAUUUUGGAUUUGACAUUAAUGCAUUUGUACAUUUUAAUCAUUAUUGUAGGCUGCUGUGGUUACAAGAAAUGUUCAACCAUGUGAGAGCGGCAUGUCUCCAUCUUUCUAAAUGUGGGUUAUUAUGGAUUUCUUGAUAAACUAGGAGGCUCUGUGUUACUCCUUUAUUCAUUUAUUGAACUCAUGUUGUGAUUGGCCAUCUACCAACAUUAUUAUUGUAAAAAUGAGUGAGGAACACAUUUUAACUGAAUGUAAUUUAAUUGUAAAGAGAAUAUGGGGAAUUCUUGAAUUCUGGUGAUUACUUUUCUGGUGACUUUGUAAAGACAUAAUUUACAAUAACAAAAUCCUGAUAUGAUACUUUCAGUUUUUAUUCAUGACCUUUGUACUGCUAAAUAUCUAUUUGUAUUUACUGUAGAAUUGGCAUGUUCGUCUGGUGAUGUGUGAAGGUGCACUGAUAAUGUGCAUUUGGGGGUUUUGGAAGGCUAUAUUGAAUUAAAAUAUUUAAAAUAUUUUAUUGAUUAAUAAAAACAAAACCAGU
This is a messenger RNA of Esox lucius (northern pike), 1868 nucleotides long. Its product is annotated as phosphoinositide-interacting protein. Bases 154 to 555 code for a protein of 133 amino acids. NCBI's taxonomy places the organism in Eukaryota, Metazoa, Chordata, Actinopteri, Esociformes, Esocidae. The transcript has 2 exons. The record is from RefSeq and is a predicted model, not a curated record.